AGGAAGUGCAAUUGUGUCGUUGAAACAGACAUGGCGCUGUCGAUACGGUGCUGCUUGUCUUUUUAAGGACAAACAUUCGUUUUCUUCCUUUGAACUGAUGUUUACAGGAAUGGAAACCGCUCGAGUUCACGUGUUGUUUUUGUGCUUCGUGUUGUUCCUUUACCCGUGCGUGUCAGAGCGAACUGAGACGGUAAAUACUUUGGACGCGAACGACAGCGAGGACAGCGGAAGGGGCACUCUCCAUAAGGAUGAGUCUCUGUCGAAAAAACAGCUUGCGUUAGUCAAACACGACUUUGGAGAUGCACGCGAUUUACUCGACCGAGCCGAGGACAGCGCGACUGUCAGCAAGACUAAUGACACAGAGAACCACACGAAUGAUUCCACCAACUCCACAUCAUCAUCAAACAAGCCAACCAUGCCGGCACCCCCAAAUCCCAAGGCCAUUCUCCCCGUGCAAACGGGAGUCGAGGCCCAAGAAGAAGAGCAGUCCAAUGGGUUGACCAUAUUUUUUAGCCUCCUGGUUAUUGGAAUCUGCAUCAUCUUGGUCCAUCUGCUUAUCAAGUUCAAGCUGCAUUUUCUUCCGGAGAGUGUUGCUGUUGUGUCCCUUGGGAUUCUAAUGGGAGGAUUUAUUAAGAUCAUUGAGUUCCAGGAACUGGCCAACUGGAAGGAGGAGGAAAUGUUCCGACCCAAUAUGUUCUUCCUUUUGCUCCUCCCACCUAUUAUCUUUGAAUCGGGAUACUCUUUACAUAAGGGUAACUUUUUCCAGAACAUUGGCUCCAUCACACUUUUUGCUGUGAUUGGCACGGCCAUCUCCGCCUUCAUAGUUGGAGGAGGCAUCUACUUCCUUGGACAGGCAGAUGUGAUCUACAAGAUGACCAUGACAGAUAGUUUUGCCUUUGGCUCACUCAUCUCCGCUGUUGACCCAGUUGCUACCAUAGCUAUCUUUAACGCCCUCAACGUGGACCCCGUCCUGAACAUGUUGGUGUUCGGUGAGAGCAUCCUAAACGACGCAGUCUCUAUCGUCCUCACAAACACUGCAGAGGGCUUCUUUUCCCGCUCAGACACAACCAGGGUAACGGGCUGGGAGACAUUUUUGCAAGCAGUGGGUUAUUUCCUCAAAAUGUUCUUUGGUUCUGCUGCCUUGGGGACCCUCACUGGACUCAUCUCCGCUCUUUUCCUAAAACACUUUGACUUGAGAAAGACACCAUCACUGGAGUUUGGCAUGAUGAUAAUCUUUGCUUACCUUCCCUAUGGCCUGGCAGAGGGUAUUAAACUGUCUGGAAUUAUGUCCAUCCUGUUCGCGGGAAUCGUGAUGUCUCAUUACACCCAUCACAACCUGUCUCCUGUCACCCAGAUCCUCAUGCAACAGACACUGCGCACGGUGGCCUUUAUGUGCGAGACGUGUGUGUUUGCCUUUCUCGGUCUAUCCAUCUUCAGCUUCCCUCACAACUUUGAAAUAUCGUUUGUCAUUUGGUGCAUCGUCCUGGUUCUUCUGGGCCGUGCCGUCAACAUCUUCCCUCUGUCAUUCCUGCUUAACUUUUGCAGAGAUCACAAGAUCACACCCAAGAUGAUGUUCAUCAUGUGGUUCAGUGGUUUGAGAGGAGCUAUUCCCUAUGCCUUGAGCCUCCAUCUUGGCCUGGAGCCCAUUGAGAAGCGGCAACUCAUUGGCACCACCACCAUCAUCAUCGUCCUUUUUACGAUCCUCUUCCUCGGGGGCGGGACCAUGCCACUCAUCCGCAUCAUGGACAUUGAGGAUAACCAGUCACGGCGCAAGAACAAGAAGGACAUCAAUCUCAGCAAGACACAGAAAAUGGGGAAUACUGUUGAGUCGGAGCAUCUAUCAGAACUGACGGAGGAGGAAUAUGAGGCUCACAUAUACCAGAGACAGGAUCUGAAGGGCUUCAUGUGGCUUGAUGCUAAGUACCUUAACCCCUUCUUCACCCGGAGGCUCACCCAGGAGGACCUGAUGCACGGAAGGAUACAGAUGAAGACGCUCACCAACAAGUGGUAUGAAGAAGUUCGUCAGGGUCCCUCAGGAUCAGAGGAUGACGACGACGAGGCAGAACUUCUGUGAAAUGUGUGCACCUUUUUAAGCACAUUAAUACUAGCGUGCACAUCAUGCCAUGGCAUGUGAGAGUCAGAAAAGACAUGGAAGUCAGUCACAUGCACUUGUUGAUUUGCUGCCACCGUGGUUAUGUGAAGAGUCUGCUGGGAAGUAUCGUAUCAUGGGGUAAUUUCAGCAAAACUGCACUGGAGACAAAAUAUUUCUGUGAAAAAGGAUUGUUCCUUACUUCAGUGCCAUAUUGUCUGCAGUAUAAUAAGCGCACGAAUCUGAUCACUAAUGUUGGACGGAACAUGGAAAGUUCUGUACAUUUGCCACUUGAAGGGACAGACUUGUUGAAUGUAAAGAAAUACAAGAGUACCUUUUUGUUUUUUUGUUUUUUAUACUGGUUCAUGUUUGAAAGUUUACUUUGUGUCAAGGUGAAGAAUGUGAAGUAAUAUCACUUCAGUGAAUCUAUAUUACGCUCCAGCUCCUUGGCAACAAAAUCACGAGAGAGAAAAACAACAACAAAACAACCUAAAUGAAGACUACAGAAGCUAAAAUCAUUUCUGAGUCUGGUUCCCAGAUGAGAUGUUCAAUGUUUAUUUGUAUCCCCAGGCAAGCUUACCGUCACUGCAUUGCGUUAAAUACAACUGGAAUUGUGGCUGGUGGAGAUUUUACUGUAGAUUUUGACAUCAAUGAAUUCCUUUUUAUUUAUUUAUCUUGUCUGUCUGUGUGUGUGUGUGUGUGUGUGAGAUGCUUUUAUACAUUCGCCUCAAGCAAUGAGAGAGAAAAACAUAAGUCGUAAAGAGUUCUCAAAUGUUUAUUUUUGUAACUGAGAAAUUUUACAAGAUCUUAUUUAACAUCAAUGCGGUGGUACAUAGGUUCAUCUCAAUAAAUAAAGUUUUAUAUUGUA
This is a messenger RNA of Phyllopteryx taeniolatus (common seadragon), 2957 nucleotides long. It is a transcript of the gene slc9a8, whose product is annotated as solute carrier family 9 member 8. Gene Ontology annotation, molecular function: sodium:proton antiporter activity. The record is from RefSeq and is a predicted model, not a curated record. NCBI's taxonomy places the organism in Eukaryota, Metazoa, Chordata, Actinopteri, Syngnathiformes, Syngnathidae. The transcript is spliced from 16 exons. Gene Ontology annotation, biological process: proton transmembrane transport; sodium ion transport; regulation of pH. Bases 98 to 2074 code for a protein of 658 amino acids. Gene Ontology annotation, cellular component: membrane; Golgi apparatus.